Molecule: messenger RNA, 2614 nt
Organism: Leptidea sinapis
Lineage: Eukaryota; Metazoa; Arthropoda; Insecta; Lepidoptera; Pieridae
Gene: na
Product: sodium leak channel NALCN
Exons: 15
Coding region: 237-2450 (737 amino acids)
Biological process (GO): transmembrane transport; monoatomic ion transport
Cellular component (GO): membrane
Molecular function (GO): monoatomic cation channel activity
Source: RefSeq, a predicted model, not a curated record
UCUACACCCAAUUUAUCUAACUGCAAAGCAACGGAAAACUUAUUUUGCUUACUACGUGAUUAACUAGAACAAAAUCAAAAAUAAUCCGUUUCUAAUUGUACUGCAGGAAGACUUAGUGUGCAAACAAUAUGUCAAAGCGGAGAUUUUAUGAAGAGAUUAAUUAUUUGAAAGGAAGGUGGUAGUUUUUAUUCAAUAGUGCAAACAAAACCCUAAAAAUUAUUUUCAAAAAUAUUAAUAUGUUGGGCAGAAAACAAAGCCUUAAAGGCGAGCCUGUGCUUGCCGACUAUGGCCCCGAAGAAUCAUUAAAUGAAAGUACCGAUAUAGAAUGGGUAAACAAGCUCUGGGUUAGAAGGAUAUUAAGGUUUUGUGCUCUUUUAAGUUUAAUGUCAGUCACUCUUAACACACCAAAAACAUUUGAGAAAUAUCCAUAUAUGCAGGUUGCAACAUUUGCUGUUGAUUGUUUUGUAACACUUUUAUUUACUGCUGAAAUGAUUGCUAAAAUGCAUAUUAGAGGCAUAUUAAAGGGUGAAGUCGCUUAUUUAAAAGAUCAUUGGUGCCAAUUUGAUGCUUCAAUGGUAUUUUUCCUUUGGGUGUCUGUUCUGCUCCAGAUGUUUGAAUUGACUACAAUUGUGCCAAGAUAUAGUUAUUUAAGUAUUUUACGGGCACCCAGACCUCUCAUCAUGAUUAGAUUUCUAAGAGUAUUUUUGAAAUUCUCCAUGCCAAAAUCCAGAAUAAACCAGAUUUUCAAGCGCUCAAGUCAACAGAUCUAUAAUGUCACAUUAUUUUUCCUAUUUUUUAUGUCUCUGUAUAGCUUAUUAGGUGUUCAGUUUUUUGGUGAACUAACACAUCACUGUGUAAGAAACGAUACUGAUCCAUACAAAGUAACAAUCAAUUCUUUAGCGAUUCCUGAUACAUUUUGUUCACCAGAACCUAAUUCAGGUUACCAAUGUCCAAAAGGAAUGAAAUGUAUGAAGUUAAAUCUAUCGAAGUACAUCAUGGGCUUUAAUGGAUUUGAAGAAUUUGCUACCAGCCUGUUUACCGUGUACCAGGCAUCGUCACAAGAAGGAUGGGUAUUCAUAAUGUACCGAGCGAUCGAUUCCCUGCCGACUUGGAGAUCUGCUUUAUACUUUAGUACGAUGAUAUUCUUCCUCGCUUGGCUGGUGAAGAACGUAUUCAUAGCAGUGAUAACAGAAACGUUUAAUGAGAUCAGGGUGCAGUUCCAACAGAUGUGGGGUGUACGCAACCCCAUAACCAAGAGCAGCACCACACAGUUCUUCACUGGAGACGAUAACGGCUGGAAACUGGUCACAAUUGAUGAAAAUAAACAUUCGGGCACCGCACCAGCCAUUUUACAUAAAAUGUUGAGAUCCGCUUAUUUCCGGCUGAUAGUGAUGGGCGUCGUGUUAGCAAAUGGCAUUAUUACCGCAACGAUGGACUUUAAGCACGACGAUAAUCCGCGGGAAUUUUUCUACGAGAAAUAUUACUAUAUCGAGAUUGCAUUUACAGUAUUCCUGGACUUGGAAGCGCUCGUCAAGAUUUGGUGCUUGGGCUGGAAAGGAUACUUCAAACAUUCCGUGCAUAAAUUUGAACUACUCCUUGCAAUUGGAACUACGAUUCACAUCAUACCCCAAUUUUACAUGUCUGGAUUCACCUACUUUCAAGUGCUGCGUAUCGUGAGGUUAAUUAAAGCAUCGCCAUUGCUGGAAGGGUUUGUGUACAAAAUUUUUGGACCUGGAAAAAAGUUGGGAAGCCUGAUAAUAUUCACAAUGUGCUUGUUAAUCAUAAGCUCCUCAAUAUCGAUGCAGCUGUUCUGUUUCUUGUGUGAGUUUACUAAGUUCGAAACGUUCCCUGAGGCAUUCAUGUCCAUGUUCCAAAUAUUGACCCAGGAGGCCUGGGUUGAAGUGAUGGACGAAACUAUGGUGCGGACCAGUCAGACCCUGACCCCCCUGGUUGCUAUAUACUUUAUCUUGUACCACCUCUUCGUCACAUUGAUUGUAUUAUCGCUGUUCGUAGCAGUAAUCCUCGAUAACUUGGAAUUGGAUGAAGACAUCAAGAAGUUGAAACAAUUACGAUAUAGACAACAAAGUGCUGAGAUCAAGGAAAGUUUGCCGUUUAGGCUGAGAAUAUUUGAGAAGUUCCCUGACAGUCCCCAGAUGACCAGGCUGCAUAAAGUUCCUGGAGAUUUUAAUUUGCCGAAAGUAAGAGAAUCAUUCAUGCGACAGUUCGUGUGUGAAGUGGAGGGGGAUGAAGAGUUUGGUAUGGCAGGGGGACCGAUCGGAAGAGGUGUUGCGGGAGACAUCUCCAGACGAGCAUUCGAGUACAUUGGCGUUGAUAAGAUUGCAUUUCCCUAUCGCAAACGCUGCUUAGUAAAGACCCUCGUUGUCGCACCACCUUCACAGCGACCUAGCUCUGCGCUACGAAGACACGUGGUCGCUUCUAUAAUCAAGUAGUCUGGUUAAUGUGUCUGAUUUUUUUUGCAUUUUUGUAAAGUGAUUCUAAUAAUCAUCGGCGCCUUGUUUUGGGUGACUCUGCUUUGCUGGCGGCAGGUGGAAAGUCAGGUCUGAAGUCCCAAGGAACUGUAUCUAGUGCUAAACAAUUACGAGUGGAUCAGAAG